This is a messenger RNA of Paramuricea clavata, 390 nucleotides long. Lineage: Eukaryota; Metazoa; Cnidaria; Anthozoa; Malacalcyonacea; Plexauridae. The record is from the annotation of a GenBank genome assembly.
AUGGCUGACCAAGAUCAUCCCCCUAAACCAAAGACACCCACAGAGGAUGAUGACAAAUCAGAAGCACGCACAUCUGUGGAUGAUGGCAGGGCAUUUGGAUCGGAUAUCCCAAGAGAAAAUAUCCAAACCAAUGCAGAUCAGCAAAAGAAAGAAUAUCGUAAUGUCGGAGGUAGUGGUCAGGCUGAGUCUGAAUCUGAGCAAACAAAACCUACAUAUAAUCACAUCAGCCACGAAUGCGGAAACGGUGAAUCAGAGUUAGAGAAGAAGAAAGGCAACAAUGCUGAGAAUAGCAAAGUGGCAAGCAGUCGAGAAUCACAGGAAAUAAAUUAUAUAAAUUCUGGGACAGUACAAGGUGAAGUCGGCCACAUGGGGAGUGAACAAGAAGAGUAA